Molecule: messenger RNA, 2817 nt
Organism: Dunckerocampus dactyliophorus (ringed pipefish)
Lineage: Eukaryota; Metazoa; Chordata; Actinopteri; Syngnathiformes; Syngnathidae
Gene: angptl3
Product: angiopoietin-like 3
Exons: 7
Coding region: 137-1552 (471 amino acids)
Biological process (GO): phospholipid homeostasis; cholesterol homeostasis; triglyceride homeostasis
Source: RefSeq, a predicted model, not a curated record
GGGCAGUAUAUAACAUGGGGCAGCAUGCCUCUAACAACAAGUAUCUGGACGUCUGGGUGCAGGGUAGAAGGAAAAAGGUGUUGCCAGUACAUUUAGACGGCAAGCACUGUGAAAAAGUUAGACAGAAACACAAAUAAUGAUGCAGUUUUGCCUGUUACUGUUUCUAGCCAGUUCCACGGUCGUUAUUUCUCUGGAAAACUUUGGUCGAGAAGAUAUCCUCACACUGCCUUCCGAAAGCCUUACAACAGAACCAAGUCCUACAGAGGCAAAGUCUCGCUUUGCCAUGCUCGAUGAUGUUCGUCUACUUGCAAAUGGACUCCUUCAGCUGGGGCAGAGCUUACGGGAGUUUGUGCAGAAGACCAAGAACCAAAUCAAUGACAUUUUCCAAAAACUGAAUAUUUUUGACCGGUCCUUUUACCAGCUUUCAGUGGUCACAUCAGAGAUCAAGGAGGAAGAAGAGGAGCUGAAGAAGACAACCACUGUCUUGCAAGCCAACAAUGAUGAAAUCAAGAACAUGUCUUUGGAAAUCAACUCUAAGAUCAACAACAUUGUGCAGGAACGUGCACAGCUGCAGACUAAGGUGGGAAAUCUUGAGGAGAGACUAAAGGGACUGUCCCAGAGCAUGGUCCCUGUUGACCAGUUCAAAGAAAUUACAGCACUCAAAGAUGUGAUUGAAACUCAGGAGAAAACAAUCACAAGUCUACUGAAAGCUGUGCAGGACCAGCAUGACCAGCUCGAUCAGCAAAAAAUCAAAAUUAAGAAUAUGGAGGAGAAGCUCAACUACCACAGUUUCCAAGACACGGUUGAUAAGCCAGUAGAUUCAGAGACUACAGCUCCAGAUGUGUUUGAGUAUCUGACAAACUCGACUGAUUUGGAUGAAAAUGAUCUCCCAGUUGACUGCAGUGAGUUAUUUGAAAGAAAAGAGAGCAGGAGCGGAAUCUACAUCAUCAAGCCAAAACAAUCUGAGCCUUUCAACGUUUACUGUGAAAUGGGGUCAGACGGAGGUUCAACUGUGAUCCAACGCAGGGUUGAUGGUUCAGUGGACUUUGACCAAACAUGGGAAAAGUAUGAAAAGGGCUUUGGAGAUCUGGAAAAGGACUUCUGGUUGGGUCUAAGAAAAAUCCACAGCCUUACACACCAAGGAGUGUACAUCUUAAGAACUGAUCUGGAGGACUGGAAGGAGGAUAAGCACUGGGCUGAGUACCACUUCUCUCUAGAUGGUCCCUCUGAGCACUACACCCUCCAUCUUAGCCACUUUACCGGUGACCUGGUUGAUGCCAUGGCCAACAGUUCCAGUAUGAACUUCUUCACAAAAGACAGAAUUAGCGGCAACCAACAAAACUCUAACUGUACACGUAGUUAUACAGGUGGUUGGUGGUUCACUGGGUGCGGAGAGAACAACCUCAAUGGAAGGUACGUAUGGGUCAGAGUAAAGGGUAAUUCUGUGAAGAGGAGGAGUCUCCAGUGGAAACCUGGCAACGGGUCAGCAUAUUCCCUCAAGAGGACCAAGCUCUCCAUAAAACCAGUCACAACUGCAAAAGGUUUUAAUUGAAGUCUACAUCCCAUGUGGUUUAUUCAUUCAUCAUCAUAUUCACCAAUAACACCAAUACAGUAUACAGCACUCAAGCAAAAGGGGAAAGCUCUAAAAGACAAUAUGUCAAUAUGUCAAUAACCACCAAUAGCCACCGCAUUUUUGAUGUUGUGUUAAGCUGUAUUUUCCAUACCAACAUUUUGGGAGAUGCUGUUGUAGCACAACUAAAACAGUACAAGUCACAAUAUAUAGCACUGCUAUGGAGAAAUGAUGGAACAAUGCCAGACGGGUCAUCAACCUAAUCGGUCGAUCCAGUUAGGCCAAUAGAAUUGUCUGCACGCAAUAUCAGCAGUCACUUUCAACAUGGAGAGAUUGAUUAACCGUGCUGUGUGCAAUGUCAUGAUAAAGCAGCAGAUGGCAAAACAACAAGGAGCGAAUGGAAAUCAAUUCUCAAAGUUGCCUUGCUUGGCUUCAGUGGACAUGAAUGUGUCUAGUUGAUUUUGUCAUGCUCUAGCAGUUUAAGACACAAACCAAAAAAGGUAAAGACAAGUCAAGGAAAGAAUAAAAGACAAAACACUUUCACUUUGCACUGUGUUUAAAAAUACCGUAGACAGACAACAUAUUGACCCCCAGCAAUAGCAUAAUCAGAAGCAGGUUUAUUUGCCAUAUAUGUCGCUACACUAGGAAUGUGACUCCGGUCUAACAUCAAUCUCUGUUACAAAAUAAUCAAAAACUUAUAGGAAAAAGCAUAGACAGAAGUAGAAAAACAACAUAACAUAUUUAUAUGUAUGUAUGUACAGUAUGCAUGUAUGUAUGGUAAUUACAGCGUUACAGAUUACAAAUUACAAGUAUGCUUCUACAACGAUAUGAUGUGCAAAUGUGCAUGGGUGUGAAUAACAGUGAAUAAUACAAUGUACGGUAUGUGGAUAAAUACUUCAUGUGUGGGGUGGGGGGAUACAGGAGUUAACAAAACAAAACACCCUGCCUAAAUAUUAAAUUGUACUUUGUUUUGGUAGUGAAAUGCAUUGUGAAGUGCUUUUUUUAUGAUGUGUUAUCCUUUUUUUACUCAGUGAAAUAUUUAAAUCAUGCAUCUGCAAUUGUGGUAUGUAUUAUGGUAAGACAGACAUACUUUCAUAAUGUCUGUGUAUCCCGGUUUUAUUGAGUCAUAUUGACUGUUCAUUGGAAACAAAUGACUUGUAAAUGUUUUUCAUUAUCACAUUUCAUACACCCUGACAAUGUAGGUUUUUCAAACACCAUGGUUUUUCAAACAACUCAUAAAGAAAGAA